AUGAUUCAGGAGGACGCCGGGGAGUAUGUAGAGGCAGAGGAGGUGAAUAUUGAAGCAGAAGCCGCGAACGGUGAGCAGCCAGUGAGAAAUACCAGCGAAUUGGAAAUGGAGGAUGGGGCAGCCGCAGCGAACGGGGGGAGAGAAAGACGACCAAAUGUCAUCGCAAACGAAAGACAAAUCCUCAACGAACCCAAUGGAAGGGAGGAGCCAAGGCACCGAGAGGAGGAGAGGCCGAAGAAUAACCGUAGCGGAAGCCAAAGGAGAAGUAUGAGGCAGACGGAUGAGGGAUGCCAUGCACAGAAUGUGAGUGAACGUCCAGGUCAGAACAGGGCACAUAGGAAAGCAGCACAGGAGGAAGAACAUGUGGUAGUAAGAGGAUCAAAGGGGGGACUCAAUAUCUGCACUAGAACAGUAAACUAUGACCAAGAGAAUGGUGGCAGUUUACAGAUGAACCUGGAGAAUUCAGGGGAACACCACUCAGAUGUGCCGGAAAGCCUUGAUGAAGAUGGUGAUGCCGGCGCUGGAGGGAGGAAUUUCCAGCGAAUCCUGAAAACUCUUCUCAAGAACCACAAACCAGAUCUGAUUGGCUUGGUGGAGCCUAAAGUUUCGGGUGAUCAUGCUAAUGAUAUUUGCUCCAAACUCGGCUUUGAUGAUUGGGUCCGAGUGGAGGCUAUAGGUUUUAGCGGGGGAAUAUGGGUUCUUUGGAAUAAACCUCUGGAUAUUACUGUAGAGUUUACUCACCCUCAAUUCAUUUUAUUACAGGUCAAGGAGCUCAGUAGUCCACCAUGGGUGCUUGCAGUGGUGUAUGCCAGCCCGACUCAACACCUGCGACGGCGCCUAUGGAGUGCACUUAGGGCGAACCAACGGAAUAUCCUACACCCCUGCCUCGCAGCGGGAGACUUCAAUACAGUAACUUGUUGCAAUGAGACUCUCAACUACACCGCUUACAAUGCACAUCGAAGUGCUGACUUUGUUGAUUGGAUCCAGGAGGAAGGUUUGGUGGAUCUAGGUUUCGUGGGACCGCAACUGACGUGGGUGAGAGGAGCGGAUGCUAAUACCUGUAAAGGGGCUAGGCUCGACAGAGCGCUGUGUGAUAUGCCUUGGCGGCAACGCUUCCCUGAAGCCGAGGUAAGGCAUCUGCCACGUAUCGCCUCAGACCACUCACCAAUCCUUAUUCAGACAACGGCUAAAGGCGUCAGGCCCACAGAGUUCAAGUUCAGAUUUCAAGCUGCGUGGAUGACUAAUGACAGUUUCUCGGAGGUGGUAAACCGAGCGUGGCAUUCCAAUGAAGACAUAGUGCAGAACAUCCAGCAAGUACAAGCGGCUCUAACGGAAUGGAACAAGGAUGUAUUUGGUAACAUUGAAGCUAAGAAAAGAUCUCUUUUGGCACGGAUCGGGGGGAUCCAGAAGAUUAACACUAGUGCGCGCUACAAGGGGCUUGUCACGCUAGAAAAGAAUUUGAAGCAAGAGCUAGAGACGACUCUAUACCAAGAAGAGCUGAAAUGGUUCCAACGAUCGCGUGAGGAAUGGAUAGUCUCGGGAGACCGAAACACAAAAUUUUAUCAUGCGGCAACAUUGAUGAGGCGCUCCCGAAAUAAAGUCCUUAGCCUGCAGAAUGAUAAUGGCAUUUGGAUCACUGACACGGAGGAGCUACGAAAUUUGGUGCAGGACUUCUAUAUAAACCUCUUCAAAAAGGAUACAGGCACGGACCUUUCGCGGGCUGUGAGGGGCUUUUUCCCGGUUCUGGACGAAGUGGACUGGGCCAGCUUCCAAAGGGAGGUAACAAAGGAAGAGGUACACGCAGCAGUGACUGACAUGAGCCCAUGGAAGGCACCCGGGCCAGAUGGUUUACAUGCAGGUUUUUAUCAAAAGACUUGGGAUACAGUGGGGGACAGCAUUUUUAGGAUGGUCAAAAAUGCAUUUCAAUCAGGAAUUUUGCCCGAUGGUGUGAACGACACCCUCCUGACCCUAAUCCCGAAGGUCGGGUCGCCGGAAACAAUCAAACAGUUUAGGCCUAUCAGUUUGUGCAAUGUGUCGUACAAAAUCAUUACCAAGACGAUAACCAAUAGGCUUAAGGCCGUGUUGCCAAUGCUUGUUGGACCGUGUCAGAGCUCUUUUGUAUCAGGCAGGCAAAUCUCGGACAACGUGCUUAUUUAUCAGGAAGUUAUGCAUUCCAUGAGAAUCAAAAAAGGAAAUACAGGCUUGAUGGGGAUUAAGAUUGAUUUAGAAAAGGCCUAUGACAGGUUAUCUUGGAAUUUUAUUAAUGAUACUCUUUUUGAUGCAGGUUUUAACGAUGCUACCUCACGUCUUAUAAUGACAUGCGUACGAACGGCGUCCUUGUCCAUUUCGUGGAAUGGUAGCCGACUACCUGCCUUCAAACCGGAAAGGGGAGUAAGACAGGGAGACGCUAUGUCUCCAGCACUCUUUGUGCUAUGCAUGGAGCGGUUAAGUCAAAGCAUUACAACCGAAGUAACUAAUGGACGAUGGACGGGAAUCCAAUUAUCGCCGUCAGGUCCAGUUUUGUCACACCUCUGCUUCGCGGAUGACAUGGUUCUAUUUUCGGAGGCGUCAGUGGAACAGAAUACUAAGCCAGACAUUGCAAGAGAUAUCGAGAGUAUUCUGAAUAUUUCAGCUACAACGGAUUUGGGUAGAUAUCUAGGGAUGCCAUCCGUGCACGGCAGAGUCACGCAAGCGACGUUCUCAGGCCUAAUUGACCAUGUAACAGCGAGGCUUGAAGGGUGGCGUGGCAAGCUUCUAUCCUUUGCGGGGCGGGUCACACUGGCCAAGUCGGUCUUGGGCGCAAUUCCUACGUAUUCCAUGCAAACCGCACAACUGCCAAAAGGUGUGUGCAACAAAUUGGAGAUGAUUACCAGACGCUUCAUUUGGGGUGGUCAUGGGGACGAACGGAAGGUAAGUCUCGUAAAAUGGGAUACCGUGACGAAGCCCAAGGAAGUUGGCGGUCUAGGUUUGCGAAGUUUAAACAGUGUGAACUCUGCGUUCAUGGCGAAGCUUGGAUGGCGGAUUCUCACAGAACGAGACAGCUUGUGGGCGCAGGUCUUCCGAACUAAGUAUGGAUUCGGAGAUGGCCGAUGGAGAGCGGACGUCCCCAGGAUUGCUUCAAACGCCUGGAGAGGACUUUGCAGUGCAACCGGGAUUCUGGACAGGGGGUUAACGAAAGUGCUUACGGAGCUAUAUGGCCAAGUAGCUGAGUACUGGGAGAGUGGAAGAGGGUGGCGAUGGGAAAGACUGGAGGGUGUUUUGGACGACAGCUGGAAGCUUAAACUACAUGUGUAUGUUGUUCUUGAUGACAACGAAGCGAGAGAUGAUUGGGGAUGGAGCAUGGAACUGGAUGGUCGUUUCUCCAUAAAGUCUGCUUAUGCAAUCACGCGAAAUUUGAGGGAUGAUAACGUAGAUGACGACUGGCAGAGGAUCUGGAAGCUUAGACUCCCGAACAGAGUCAAUCACUUUAUGUGGUUGGUUAAACAAGGGAGGCUCAUGACGAAUGUAGAACGAUCGAAAAGGGGCUUCACAACUGAUUUGUUUUGUUCUUCUUGUGCAGGCAUUCCAGAAAACUUGGACCAUAUCUUCAGAGCAUGCGAGGCAGCGCGCAUAUGGGAGAGGCUCAUACCGCGCCGGACGACACAGCUGCUCCAGGGGACGGAUUGGAGUACGUGGCUGUCGAUGAACGUUAAGGCGGAUAAGCGGCUAGGAUUUCCGGAGGAUUGGCCGGAAAUUUUCGGGCUUACUAUGUGGUGGUGUUGGAGGUGGAGGAAUGCCAGAGUGUUUGAGGAUAGCCAUAUGAGUACGGAGCAGAAGAUAGCUUGGAUAAGAGACCAACACAACCAGACGAAAGUGGCUUUUAACACUCAUCGAGCGAUGCAUGUGGGCAUUCAACAGGGCGAGUGCGUAGCCACUUGGAAGAAACCGCAACAUGGAUGGUGGAAAUUAAACGUGGAUGGCUGUUGCAAGGGGGUCAGUAGAAGAGCAGGCUGUGGGAGAGUGCUACGAGAUUAUCAAGGGAGAUGGAUCAGCGGGGUUACACACAACAUAGGGACUUGUACAGCGGAGGAAGCGGAAGUUUGGGCAGUCUUAGUGGGACUGCGUAUGGCCGCCGAUCGCCAAGCCCGGAAUGUCUUGGUGGAAAGCGACUCUCUUGCAACGAUUAAGGGCAUCAUCGGGUGCAUGGCUACGGGUGCCGGGAGUAAUGUUAUGCGACUAUGUGUGAGGGAAGCGCAGGUGUUCCAGGAUAUAAAAUUUAUCCAUGUGAUGAGAAGUGGAAACAAAGUGGCAGACAAGCUUGCAUCAAUGGCGCUGGAACAUGGACUUGGGACGAGGCUCGUUGUUGAUCAACCGCAAUAUCUAGACGACUUGAUUUGGGAGGAUAGGGUAGGGACCAGAGCCCUGAUGUGA
Molecule: messenger RNA, 4410 nt
Organism: Ipomoea nil (Japanese morning glory)
Lineage: Eukaryota; Viridiplantae; Streptophyta; Magnoliopsida; Solanales; Convolvulaceae
Exons: 4
Coding region: 1-4410 (1469 amino acids)
Molecular function (GO): nucleic acid binding; RNA-DNA hybrid ribonuclease activity
Source: RefSeq, a predicted model, not a curated record